This is a messenger RNA of Eubalaena glacialis (North Atlantic right whale), 1497 nucleotides long. RefSeq names its product transmembrane protein 170B (gene TMEM170B). Bases 375 to 992 code for a protein of 205 amino acids. Gene Ontology annotation, biological process: negative regulation of canonical Wnt signaling pathway. Lineage: Eukaryota; Metazoa; Chordata; Mammalia; Artiodactyla; Balaenidae. The transcript is spliced from 3 exons. Gene Ontology annotation, cellular component: plasma membrane. The record is from RefSeq and is a predicted model, not a curated record.
CUCGAGUGUCGGCGGCAGGAGGGUUGGCAGGCUGGCGGCAGGUGCUGCCGCGGCCGCCGCCGCCGCCGCCGCCGCCGCCUCCGCCUCCGCCUCCGCCUCCGCCUCCUCCGCCUCCUCCUCCUCCUCCGAGUCCCGGGUCUGCUCGUCCUCUCGCGGUGAUGAGCUGAGCCCCGUCGGGGGCUGCACCUGCCGGCUGCCCAUCACCCCGGACCUCCCGGCGUGACCUCGGCCUCCUCGCGUGCCCGGCCCCCGCGGCGGGCGCCGAGCUGCCCCUGAGAGGGAGCGGCAGCGGCCUCCUCCGACCCGAGUCCUCGCUCGGGGGGCCGCGCGGGGAGAGCGCCCGGCCCCCUCCCCUCCCCAGUCCGCCGUCCUCGAUGUCUCCCCGGCGGGGAGGGGGCUGCCUGGGAGACGCGCUGAGCGGACCCCCCCGGAGGCCCAUCGGCGGCAGCAGCAGCGACCAGCCCGGCGACCCGAAGCCUCCCCCGGCGGCGGCGGCCUGGAGGAGCCGCGCACCCGCCGCCGCCCCCGGAGCCUCGCAGCCGCCGCCGCCGCCCGGCGCCCGAGGAGAGGGCGGCGGGCGCCCCCCAGGGAAGAUGAAGGCGGAGGGGGGCGACCACUCCAUGAUCAACCUGUCGGUGCAGCAGGUCCUGAGCCUCUGGGCCCAUGGGACGGUGCUGAGGAACCUUACGGAGAUGUGGUAUUGGAUCUUCCUCUGGGCUCUCUUCUCCUCUCUAUUUGUCCAUGGUGCUGCAGGAGUGUUGAUGUUCGUGAUGCUACAGAGGCAUCGGCAGGGGAGAGUAAUCUCUGUCAUUGCAGUCAGCAUCGGAUUUCUGGCUUCCGUGACUGGAGCAAUGAUUACUAGUGCAGCAGUCGCUGGCAUUUACAGAGUGGCAGGGAAGAACAUGGCCCCCUUGGAAGCACUGGUGUGGGGCGUUGGACAGACCGUACUGACAUUAAUCAUCUCCUUUUCAAGGAUCCUCGCCACACUCUGAGGUUUCUGUGGGCAUGUCUUACUUCACAUAAGGAAGCAGAUGUACAGAUUCUCUGAAAAUGGCAUUGUUAACAAGUGGGAAUGAAAUUGUACAAGAAUGUGGAAGGAGCAGGUCAAAACAUAAGGCCUUGAGCUGUGUGGGAAGAUUGCCCUCUGGUGUUCAAGUGAUUGCACUACCGCACUGCACCUUACGUGCCUCCGUCCCAGGCAAGGCGCAUGACACUACGUGAAGCUACAAGAAAAAGCACCUUGUUUAGCUGCCAAUCAGGUUAACACUGGCAUUGAACCAUCAUUCUUAACAGUGUUGUGUUAAGUUACAGGGACGUUUUGAAGAAUUGACAUAUGUGCCAAACUCUUUUCUUUUUUUAACAUUGAUCAUGUGAAAUUUGCAAGUGUAGACGUAGAUGAGUGCUGUGAACAUAUCUGACAUGAAUUCAGGUGGUGUAGUGAGAUUUUUGUUUUGUAACGCUAAAUCCCGUAUGAGUGCUGAAUACCGAAUCAUUUAA